Messenger RNA from Sitophilus oryzae (rice weevil), 351 nucleotides. Its product is annotated as deoxycytidylate deaminase-like. NCBI's taxonomy places the organism in Eukaryota, Metazoa, Arthropoda, Insecta, Coleoptera, Curculionidae. Gene Ontology annotation, molecular function: dCMP deaminase activity. The record is from RefSeq and is a predicted model, not a curated record. Gene Ontology annotation, biological process: dTMP biosynthetic process; dUMP biosynthetic process. The coding region runs from base 39 to 329 and encodes 96 amino acids. The transcript is spliced from 2 exons. Gene Ontology annotation, cellular component: cytoplasm.
UAUAUGAUUAAGUAUAUAAGAUUUAAGCAUACGUGAUUAUGCUAUUCACUAAAAACUACAGUACUGAUUUAAGUGCAGGCAAGUACUAUAUUUAUAUUUCUCUGCGAAGAAUUGCCAUGGACGUAUCAACUGAACCGAGAAAUCUUAAUGGAGGGCGCGAGGAUGUUUUGGAACAAUCUGACUAUUUUAUGGCAACUGCAUUUUUAACUGCUCAACAAAGCAGAGACCCAUGUACACAAGUUGGAGCAGUUAUAGUGAACGAACGUAACAUCAUUGUUGGAAUAGGACAUAAUAAAAUGCCUAACGGAUGUGAAAAUUUCAUGGUCUAAAAAAAAAGCCUAAAGGAUAAAC